AUGGCUCAGCUUGGUAACGUUUUUCGCGAAUAUCAUGAUGUGUUCUCGAGUUCUCCGACCGACUUUGGAUCUUGUUCGCUUGUUCCUUAUAAGCUUACAGUUCCUCCUGGUAGUGCACCCGUCACGUCUCGCCCCUACCGCGUUAAUCCCCCGGUGGCGAAACAAGUUGACGCGAUCCUUGACCAAUACCUUGCGGCAGGUUUGAUUCAACGUUCGACCUCGCGUUACUCGAGGCCUUUGGUAGUCAUACCGAAGAAAUCUGGUGGUGUUCGCAUCACCGUCAAUUAUCGCAAGCUCAACAAGCUUUGCGCUUUGAGUCAGCUUCCGAUUUCUCAAGUCGAUGAUACUUUGGACAAGUUGUUGAAAGGGCGAAUUUAUUCCCUUCUCGACACGAAAUCUUCGUUUCACCAAAUCACGGUGCACCGCGAUACAACCCCUUUGACGGCAUUCGUGACGUCUUCCGGGCUUUUCGAGUGGUUGAAGAUGCCUCAAGGCAGUUCGACUGCCCCUGGGUGGUUUUGCAAGGUUGUCAACGAAGUCAUCAGAACAGUCCGCGGUGCUGCAUCGUACUUGGAUGAUUUGAUCGUCUUUGAUGACACCCCUGCUAAUCAUGUUGGUACCAUGCGUGCCCUCUUUGAACGCUUGCGUACGCACAGCUUGAAACUCACGCCUCCGAAAGCUACUAUUGGCGCUACUGAAGCAGACUUCCUCGGACACACCAUCUCCCCUGACGGCGUUCGGCCUAACGGUGCCAAGGUUUCGGCCCUCACCAAAAUGCCUAUGCCCGAGGAUGUCAAGCAACUACGUUCCCUUCUCGAUGGUCUCAGCUACUACCGCAAGUUCCUCCCCAACAUGGCUAAACGCAUUCGAUAUCUGACUACUCUACUCAAGAAGCAGGAGAACUUUGUCUUCACCCUUUCCAUGGAGCAAGCCGUUCGCGUUUUUUUAGCUGAGUUGGCCAAUCCUCCUGUUUUAGUUUAUCCAGAUUGGGAUGCCGUUUCAGACGCCUCGCGACCUUUUCAUCCCUACUGUGAUGCUAGUCGCGAUGGGUUUGGUGAGACUCUAGAACAAGAACAGCCAGAUGGUUUCGUUUGCUCAAUUGUCUUCAUCAGUCGGGCUACUUUGGACUCAGAACGUCACUGGACACCCCGCGAUCUCGAGGCGGGUAGCAUCGUGUGGUCCGAAAGUGCAGCGGGGGAAGCGGCAGCCGCGGCAGCCAAGGUAGCGGAUCUGCAGAGGAGAGUUGAGGAGACAGAGGAGAGGAGUUCAGCGGAGGACGCUACUAGAGAUAGGGUGGAUGAUGCCGGAUACACGGCUGGUAACUUAAGGAUGGACGGUGCCGGCUAUGCGCCUGGGUACAUUAGGGAUGGAGCCGCCGGGGGGGCAGCCACUUUUGGAGCCAGGGGAGCGGCUACUUUUUUGCAGGAUGAUCGAAUGCAGCGUAGGGACCGGAAGCCACCGGUGUACGACGGCAACUUCCCGCUCUUCAAGAGGGUGUUCGAGGCCUUCCUCAGCUGCGAAGUGUUUGGGGCGUGGGAGGCUGCCCACGAGUUCUGCCUCCCGAUGAGUGACCCCGAGAAGCAGGCCCUGAAGCUGUCUCUCACCAACAUGAAGAUGAAGCUCGGAGAGGAACCGAGGGAUUACUUUCUUAGGUUUCACAAGGUGCUGUCUACAAUUCGUGCCGUCAACGGCGAUGAGGUCACAGACCGAGAGGUCCUUGCGAUGCUGCGUAGGAAUCUCUUGGCCGACUACGACCAGCUCAAGCCGCUUCUCAUGCAUAAUCGCGCGCUCACACGCUCGAGUUUGGAGACUCUUGUGCGUAGCCACCACGUUGAGCAAGACCUCGGUAAUGGUGUGUAG
Ectocarpus sp. CCAP 1310/34 is the source of this 1860-nucleotide messenger RNA. Lineage: Eukaryota; Phaeophyceae; Ectocarpales; Ectocarpaceae. The record is from the annotation of a GenBank genome assembly.